AUGGCACUGAGUCCACCUAAGUCAAAGCAAUUUGACAAAACGAAACAAAAAAACAAAAACAAAAAACAUCAGUUUGUAAUUGUUUUCUUUAAAACAGAUGAACACCUUUCUGCCCGUGGACGCCGCCGAAGAAGCAUCGUUAAAGUCUCUCUUCUCCCUGCCAUGGUGUCUAAGUCAGAGUCUCCUAAAGAGCCCAAACAGCUGAGGAAGCUCUUCAUUGGAGGGUUGAGCUUUGAAACAACCAAUGAGAGUCUGAGGAGUCAUUUUGAACAAUGGGGAACGCUCACGGACUGUGUGGUAAUGAGAGAUCCAAACACCAAGCGCUCCAGGGGCUUUGGGUUUGUCACGUAUGCCACUGUGGAGGAGGUGGAUGCAGCUAUGAAUGCAAGGCCACACAAGGUGGAUGGAAGAGUUGUGGAACCAAAGAGAGCUAUCUCAAGGGAAGAUUCUCAAAGACCAGAUGCCCACUUAACGGUGAAAAAGAUAUUUGUUGGUGGCAUUAAAGAAGACACUGAAGAACAUCACCUAAGAGGUUAUUUUGAACAGUAUGGAAAAAUUGAAGUGAUUGAAAUCAUGACUGACCAAGGCAGUGGCAAGAAAAGGGGCUUUGCCUUUCUAACCUUCGAUGACCAUGACUCCGUGGAUAAGAUUAUCAUUCAGAAAUACCAUACUGUGAAUGGCCACAUCUGUGAAGUUAGGAAAGCCCUGUCAAAGCAAGAGAUGGCGAGUGCUUCAUCCAGCCAAAGAGGUCGAAGUGGUUCUGGAAACUUUAGUGAUGGUCGUGGAGGUGGUUUCAGUGGGAAUGACAACUUUGGUCGUGGAGGAAACUUCAGUGGUCGUGGUGGCUUUGGUGGCAGCCGUCGUGGUGGUGGAUAUGGUGGCAGUGGGGAUGGCUAUAAUGGAUUUGAUAAUGAUGGAAGCAAUUUUGGAGGUGGUGGAAGCUACAAUGAUUUUGGCAAUUACAACAAUCAGUCUUCAAUUUUUGGACGCAUGAAGGGAGGAAAUUUUGGAGGUAGAAGCUCUGGCCCCUAUGGCGGUAGAGGCCAAUACUUUGCAAAACCGCAAAACCAAGGUGGCUAUGGCAGUUACAGCAGCAGCAGUAGCUAUGGCAGUGGCAGAAGAUUUUAG
This is a messenger RNA of Nomascus leucogenys (northern white-cheeked gibbon), 1128 nucleotides long. RefSeq names its product heterogeneous nuclear ribonucleoprotein A1-like. Gene Ontology annotation, molecular function: RNA binding. The record is from RefSeq and is a predicted model, not a curated record. Lineage: Eukaryota; Metazoa; Chordata; Mammalia; Primates; Hylobatidae.